CGCUCGCAGCUUCAUUCUGAGCGGAUCCGGGUGCCGAGCGCUGGCACCUUGGCAGGCGGCGGCGGCCUGAGCUCCAGGGCAGCCCGCUCCCUCCCGGUCUCUCCUUCCUCCCCCGCGAUCAGCAUGAAAGCCUUCAGUCCCGUGAGGUCCGUUAGGAAAAACAGCCUCUCGGACCACAGCCUGGGCAUCUCCCGCAGCAAGACGCCGGUGGACGACCCGAUGAGCCUGCUGUACAACAUGAACGAUUGCUACUCCAAGCUCAAGGAGCUGGUGCCCAGCAUCCCCCAGAACAAGAAGGUGAGCAAGAUGGAAAUCCUGCAGCACGUCAUCGACUACAUCCUGGACCUGCAGAUCGCCCUGGACUCGCACCCCACCAUCGUCAGCCUGCACCACCCGCGGCCCGGGCAGAGCCAGGCGUCCCGGACGCCGCUGACCACGCUGAACACGGACAUCAGCAUCCUGUCCCUGCAGGCUUCUGAAUUCCCUUCCGAGUUCAUGUCAAAUGACAGCAAGGCGCUCUGUGGCUGAUUAUGGUGGCCAGGACUUCUCCCCUUCGCUUUGCACAACAACAAAUCCACAGGAACUUAUUUUUCAGCCUCUCGCGAGGAGGACAGCGCGUUGAAUGGGCCUUUUUAAGCCGUGGAGGCAAGACUUGGGGGGGAUCAGCCCUCUGCCCCAGGGUGUGUGUCUGGCCUGGCCUGUGAGAGCGUUAUUUAUGAAAAAGACUUUUCAAUGCCCUUUCUGAAGUCGGAAGGUUUCUUCGUAUACUCUCCCUCCAUGGGGAGCGAACACUUUAAAAUCACAAGGAGUUGCCCAAUUUCAGCAGACUUUGCCUUUUUUCUCAAAGGUGGAGCGUGACUACCAGAAGGAUCCAGUAUUCAGUUACUUAAAUGGAAGUCUUUUGGUCAGAAAUUUACCUUUUUGACACAAGCCUACUGAAUGCUGUGUAUAUAUUUAUACAUAAGUAUAUACAUACAUAUAUAUAUAUUGAGUGGAGCCUGGCGAACUCGUUCACGAGUUUGCUUGUACAGCGGCAGAGAUGCCCAUUUCUGCAGGCUACGUGUAAUGAUGUACUCGUUCACGCUAAACUUUUUAUAAAAGUUUAGUUGUACACUUAACCCUUUUAUACAAAGAAAAUAAAUCGAGUGUGUUUAUUGAAUGGUGAUUGCCUGCUUUAUUUCAGGGGACCAGUGCUAUGAUUUUUAUUCUGCUAUGUUAUAACUGAACCCGAAUCCAUGCAAGCUCACGUGUAUGUAGGCUGUGUAACGAUGAUAAUAAACCAUGUCUGGAGUCAA
Messenger RNA from Myotis lucifugus (little brown bat), 1295 nucleotides. RefSeq names its product DNA-binding protein inhibitor ID-2. NCBI's taxonomy places the organism in Eukaryota, Metazoa, Chordata, Mammalia, Chiroptera, Vespertilionidae. The coding region runs from base 124 to 528 and encodes 134 amino acids. Gene Ontology annotation, cellular component: cytoplasm; nucleus. The transcript has 3 exons. Gene Ontology annotation, biological process: cell differentiation; negative regulation of transcription by RNA polymerase II; circadian regulation of gene expression. The record is from RefSeq and is a predicted model, not a curated record. Gene Ontology annotation, molecular function: protein dimerization activity; transcription regulator activity.